This is a messenger RNA of Oncorhynchus kisutch (coho salmon), 6264 nucleotides long. Its product is annotated as major facilitator superfamily domain-containing protein 6. Lineage: Eukaryota; Metazoa; Chordata; Actinopteri; Salmoniformes; Salmonidae. Gene Ontology annotation, cellular component: plasma membrane. Gene Ontology annotation, biological process: antigen processing and presentation of exogenous peptide antigen via MHC class I. The record is from RefSeq and is a predicted model, not a curated record. Bases 539 to 2800 code for a protein of 753 amino acids. The transcript has 7 exons.
UAAGCAUUUCACUGUAAGGUCUACCUGUUGUAUUCGGCGCAUGUGUCAAAUACGAUUUGAUUUGAAAUGCAGCUACUCUAACAAGCGAGUGGCUUAAUCUGCUCUGCGCUUUUUAUUUAUGUCUGCUUAAAUGAAAGAACUGGACAUGCAGAAAGCAAUAUCGAGGAGGACAAGAAGCCACUUUGGACUAUCAGUGCAUUCAUCAUCAUUGAGUAAAUGCGCAGUCAGUCUCAUUUUAGGCUGCACGCACGCCACAACAGUCUGGGACUCUGAAAUAGUCCGGCAGUCGUGAAAUUACGUCAGUCUAGACUUCUCCGAAAAAGAUGUGUGUUCAACAUGAAUAGCCCCGUAUACGUUUGAAAGCGUAUAAUUAUAGAACGGAAUUUUUUGACGGUGACAUUAGCUGCCUGUCCGCAUAUUCAUCCUAUGAAAGUCGUCGCCAAUAGGACAGCUAAAUUAUGGGCUCGAGAAGAUACAUUGUAGAAAAGCGGACUCAGACAACAUUGAGACAUUGAAACAAUAAUUUGGAGAGAGAGAGAUGGCGAGUGACGACCAGGUGGCCAUCUUGACGGAUGACGAGGGGUAUCAGAAGAGGAAGUAUGUCCUGGCAGAACCCUUCAACACCUUGUCCAACACCCUGGAGCAGAUACCGGUGGGCGCGGGCCCCACUUCUGCCUCCCAAGGUCCAGAGUCUCCCCCCACAGACAAACCUGACUCCCCCUCCUCCAACCCUAGUAAUGACUGCCUGGAGAGGAACUGCGUGCGGAUCGACAACCACCUCCUCAUCUCCAAGGUCUUCUACUUCUUCUUCUAUGCAGCCUAUGGGUCCCUACACCCACUGCUGCCUGUGUACUACAAACAGCUGGGGAUGACUCCCAGUCAGAGCGGCUUGCUGGUCGGGAUCCGGUACUUCAUCGAAUUUUGUAGCGCCCCCUUUUGGGGGGUGGUGGCGGACCGCUUCAAGAAGGGCAAGAUGGUGCUUGUGUUCUCCGUUUUCUGCUGGCUGGUGUUCAACUGCGGCAUCGGCUUCAUCAAGCCUGCCACCAUAACAUGCGUGGAGAGGAAACCCACAGUCGCACGCCCCACCAGCCCUGCCCACCCCGGUCUGCUGGCCAAUUACAGUAGGGACCGCAGGGGUGUGAUUGGAGACUUGUUUUCCCUCUCCUCGAAUCAACACGGUUUAGCAUCAGACACAGUUAGUAGCGGUCCCCUGCACAGGUAUGUGAGGAGCGAUGGUGGUAAUGUCACUAGACCUGUGCCUUCCCCCACCAUCACAACAACAACAUCUUCCCCUUCCACCACACCCACUACAACAGCCAGCUCAAAACCUGCCUCAAAUCUAACCACAACCAAACCAACCACCACAACCAUUCCCAAAGUCUACCACAUGAUCUCCAACCACGACCAGGUGGAGACCAUCUUCCUCCUGAUCCUGCUCGUCAUCAUCAUCGGCGAGUUCUUCAGUGCUCCGGCUGUCACCAUAGUGGACACGCGCACCCUGCAGUACCUGGGCCCCCACCAGGACCGCUACGGCCUGCAGAGGAUGUGGGGCUCCCUGGGCUGGGGCCUGGCCAUGCUCUGCGUAGGCAUCUGGAUCGACCACACCCACAUCAAGCUCUUCAUCCAGGGCACCGGCUGCAUCGUGCCCGACUACAAGAACUAUCAGAUAGCCUUUAUUGUCUUUGGAGUCCUGAUGGCCGUAGCUUUGAUAUUGUCCACACAGUUUUACUUUGAGAGUAGUACUAGUGACCACCAGCCAAUGGAGGCUCAGCUGGAGGAGGAUAAGAGACAGGAGGCAGAGUCUCCUCAAAUGUCCAGUGGUGUUUCAUCUCCCAAAGGGCAUGCGGUGGAAUCGUUAGAAUCCCAAAGUGUCGUCAGCCAACCGUUUCGUUAUCAGGACCUCAUUCGGCUGCUGUGUAGCGUGCAGUACGGCUCAGUGCUCUUCGUGGCCUGGUUUAUGGGAUUCGGCUACGGCUUUGUGUUCACGUUCCUCUACUGGCACCUGGAGGACCUGAAAGGGACCACCACGCUAUUUGGAGUGUGCUCGGUGCUGAGCCACAUCUCAGAGCUGGUUGCCUACUUCACCAGCCACAAGCUCAUCGAGCUGGUUGGCCAUAUAAGGGUGCUGUACAUCGGUCUGGCCUGCAACACGGCUCGUUUCCUGUACAUCUCCUACCUGGAGAACGCCUGGAUCGUCCUGCCCAUGGAGGUCCUUCAAGGUGUGACCCAUGCGUCAGUGUGGGCAGCCUGUAUCUCCUACCUCAGUGCUGCAGUGCCUCCAGAGCUGAGGACCUCUGCCCAGGGUAUCCUCCAGGGCCUGCACCUAGGGCUGGGCCGGGGCUGUGGGGCCAUGGUGGGGGGAGGCUUCGUCAGUGUUUUUGGAGCGGCACACACCUUCAGAGGGAUAGGAAUGGUGUCCCUCGUCAUCCUCCUCCUCUUCGCUCUCAUCCAGUGGCUGGCUGUGCAGAGUGGGAACAAAGAUCCCAGAAUGCUGGCGGAGAACAUCCCAGUCCCCUCCAGCCCUUUUCCCAUAGCGACCAUAGACAUUAUCCAAUCAAAUAAUGGAGCCGCCACAAUGACACCACCGAGGAAGACCAAGCACCAGGAGGAUCAGGAGGAUUUGAGCGAGCCUGCCUGGGUGGUGUCCGCCUCGCCCUGGGUCUCCCUGGCCUUCGCCCUGCACCAGAUCAGAGAGAUGGCUACCCUUGCCAGGAGCAGCCCUGACAACAACCAUCCGCCGCUGCAGGAGAUAAAUGAGAUCGGCACAGAUGAACCAACUGAUCCCAGUCCCCAUCCUUAGAACCUCCCCAGACUGGUCCCUCUCAAGUGGGACCCGCUCUCUGACCAAGAGACCCCCCCUACGCCUGCUGAUCAACCACCCCUCUCCACGGGCCAACACACAGUAGGGGACUGGAAAGAGGGGACAUGUUGCACAUUGAGGAACUGCCCUAAAAUGUUUUCCUUCCAAGCAACACCAAGUCAAAGCCCAUGCACAGCUGGGAAGUCCAGCUAAAGGAGUAAGGAGUAUGAUUUAUACAGACUGGACAGGAGAGAAAUAAUGACCAAAAUUAAGGAGAUUGAAUUCGUCCUCCUAGCAAGACAGGUCUUAACCAGCUGAGAAAAACUCUUUGACCGAUCUAUUGUUACUCUGUCAAGUGGACAUCAAACGAGUAACAGAGUUGUAUUUAUUUUGCUCAUCCUGGAAAUCUGGGAUAGUGGGUUCGAUUGAAUAAGGCUCCAUUUGUCUCGCUGGCCCUCGAAGUGCCUGAGCCGCGGUGCUGUUGUAGGUCGGUGAUUCACACUCCUGUAGCAGUGCCACACUGAAUCUAAAACGCUGUGUGUAAUGGCUGCUUUGCUUGAUGUGGACUGUAGAGAUUCCUCUUUACAUCAAGUUUAGGUGCCAAUUCAAUAGGUGAAUGUUGUGGAACGUUGCAGAUAGCAAUGUUAUUAAUAUAACUGGUUUUAUUACUUAUUCUACAUGUCAGAGAGACGUGUGUUCUGAGGUUGGUGGCACCUUAAAUGGAGAGGGCUCGUGGUAAUGACUGGAGCGGAAUCAGUGGAUCGGUAUCAUAUACAUCAAACACAUGGUUUCCAUGGUUUCCAGGUGUUUGAUGCCAUUCCAUUCGGUCCGUUCCAGACAUUAUUAUGAGUCGUCCUCCCCUCAGCAGCCUCCACUGUUCUACAUACUAUGUUGAUAUCCACCUGUUCCCACAACUUCGUGCUCUCUUGAAAGUGGCCCUGCUUUUAUAUGUAAAUGUUUCCUGUGUCUAGUGACGAGUCUACCACCUAUCCGCCACUGAUGCUGUGGAAGAAUAGAUACCUAAAAGGAUUUAUGAUAUCCACCAGGCUUUUAGGGUCUGUAAUUACUACAAACUAUAACACCAUGAGUUCUGUAGAGACUUUCUAUAUGUAUUGAUAAAGUGUCUUCAGGCCAAGAUGUCUAAACGUCAAAUAUUUCACUAUGAUCAUAUUUAGACAGAAAUAAUUGUCAAUAAUAUCAAACUGCUUUCCUCCCAAGGGACUAUCUUAAACAAUUGUAUUGUAAUGACCAUUUUUCAUGCCUUGUCUGCUGUACAUAGCCUAUGUUCUACCUGAGAACUAAUACUCCUAGUGCACUGUGGCUUUUAUCUUUUCAAGGUGAAACAACAGUUUGCAAUACGUCACUGGAAAGUUUGUUUUUUUUAACUACCAAAAAUGUAUCCUUGUCAUUUUAUAUGAAGAAUAUGCACCAAAUUUGAAAUCACUUUAAUGCUGUUUGAUAUCAAAUGUAUGUAAAAAAAAACUUGAAAAAACAUAGGCAUUUUUCUAGCCAUGAGGGAGAAAACUUUUGCUCUUGAAAGACAUGGUCCUAUCAAAAUCUCCAUUUGAUGUUUCCAGCAUGUGAUUGGCUGUCCCCGAGGCUGCAGUUUCUUAAGCAGCCAGGUUGGGGCAGUAGAUGGGAGUACACUGGAUUCCACAGCAAUGGGAGUACAUGAGAGCUUGUUAUAGUAACCAGUAGGGGAGCAGGUCUCAAUGCCCCAGGCACUUACCACACAGGAGGAGAAAAACAACAAAUGUAUUAAUGAUUGCUGCCAGUUAACCUGAGAGCUAUAAGCACCAUUUGAAAGUCAUUCUGGUGAAUAGUUGUAACUACGAUGCAGAAUGUUUGAUUCCAGAGGAAGACAGAUGUCUGCUUUGACUAUGAUUAUAGUGGGAUGACAGCCUGAGGAAGAGUUUCUGGGUCACUAUGAAGUCAAACCCACUGAGAGAGACGAUAGCUCUGAGAGACUCUGGGGCAUCCCCGAUUCUCCCUAAGUCUACACUUCCAUACUUUCUCCCAUUGAUUUAACAAAUGGUGGAAACUCCCUCCAGCCAAUGCUUACACCAAUCCUAUGCUUUUAAAUCCAUGCCAGGGAGUGUUCAAGUACACACUUCUGGAAAAGGGUGGAGAAUCAGGAGGGAGCCUUUGGGGAAUGAUGGGAAUAUUCAAGUCCCCUAAAGUCUCUGUUGCCCCCGGUUACAGGACUUCUCUUCUCAUUAGGUGUUUUAUCAUGGAAGGUGAAGCCGAGAGGUAAUGAGAGGUUCUGCCUACUGCUAAUUUACUGGCCAUUUUAGGGUCCUCCGGUUCACCACAGAGGUUGAAAUUGAUAUUAGAAGAGCUCCAUAUCCUCGUCCCCUAUGAGGUAGGGCUCUGGAGGUGGGGUGAAGGCCCUGGGGGAGGGGUAGAGAGGGGCUCUGGAGGUGGGGUGAAGGCCCUGGGGGAGGGGUAGAGAGGGGCUCUGGAGGUGGGGUGAAGGCGCUGGGGGAGGGCAGGUAGCGGGUGGUAGAGGGGGCACUGGGGGAGGGCAGGUAGGGGGGGUAGAGAGGGGCACUGGGGGAGGGGUGAGAGAGGUGUGCUGGGGGCAGGGCAUGGGAGUGUAGAGAGGGACGGAGUUAGAUGUAGGCGGAUCCUGGGCAUAGCUGUCCAUCUCGUCUUUGCUGGUCAAAAGUACUUAAGUAGUUCUUUAAAGUAAUUUUCCUUAUGUAGUUUUUCUGUACUUUACUAUAUUUUCUACAACUUUUACACCACCAUAUUCCUAAAGAAAAUAAUGUACUUUUUACUCCAUACAUUUUCUCUGAGACCCAAAGUACUCGGUACAUUUUAAAUACUUAGGACAGGAAAAUGGGCUAAUUCACACAUUUAUCAAGAGACCAUCCCAGGUCAUCCCUACUGCCUCUAAUCUGACGGACUCACUAACCACAAAUGCUUCGUUUGUAAAUGAUGUCAGAGUGUUGGCGUGUGCCCCUGGCUAUCCAUACAUUAAAACAACAAGAACAUUGUGCCAUCUGGUUUACUUAAUAUAAGGCAUUUUAAAUGAUUCAUAAUUUACUUGUGAUACUUAAAAAGAUGCCGGUGCCAUUUCCUGGUUGCAAAAAUUUGCCUGAUUUCAGUUUAUAUGUGGCAAAACACAUACGUAUAGUGUAGAGAAUCACUAUACCAUCUAAACCGCUGUGAAAUAUAUUUUCCAUAGCCGCCAAAAUAUAGCAUUUUCAGCUGUUUGAAGCUAAAAUGUGAAUUUGGUGGUUUCCAAAACUGACAUGGAAUUGUUUUAAGAUGGAUCAUUUAGUGAUUUGGAAUUUUAGGACCCCUUUAGGUGUGUGUAUGUGUAUAUAUAUAUAACAUUAAACAAUUAUUUGAUUAAAUGUUGAUUUUAAGCUUUACUAUUAAAGCCCAUAGAAAUGCAUUGAAUGACACGUUGAUGAAUGGCAGAAAGGACAGUCCAAAAAUAAAUGAUAAGAAACACG